CAUAUCCUGCACCAUUCAGGAGGGCAUCUCACCCAACACACAUCGCGGCCGCCGCCAUCCUCCGACGGAGCUCGCCGCCAGCCAUGGUCUCAACCACCUUCUCCUCCUCCCGUCCCGUCAUCAGAAGAGAGGAGGGAGGGAGUUCCACCGCGACCGCGAACCAGCAGGUGAGCCGGCGGCCAUGGCACGCCCAGAUCCACGCGGCCACGGUAUUUCGACCCGCGAGCUCGCGUGCUCCGUGCGGCGAGGAGGGGGCGCUGACCGGCGCAUGCGUGCCUGCGGCGGUUGCUUCUCCUGGAAGCUUCGGUGGGCACGGCCCGAUCCGGUUUAAUCCGAGAGCAGGCGGCGGCAAUGUCGGCCGCGGGGGAGGACAUAGUGCAGCACCUCUCGUCCAACUCCAACCCGUCCUCGUCCAAGCUCGCCAAGCUCGAGGCGCGCAUGGCCGGCAAGGCCGUCUCGGUGCUGCCCCCAUCGUCGCCGCACCACCCGUGGUCUCCGCCACCUCCGCCCCCACCUUCAUGGAGCAGGAGGAGCUGCUUGAGUUCUCCUCCUCUUCGGUGAUGGCGAUGAGAGGGGGAACAGCGACGGCGGUGGUUCCGAUAGGGCCGGGAUGGACUCGGGGAAAUACGUGCGCUACACGCCCGACCAGGUCGAGAUGCUCGAGCGGGUGUACGCCGACUGCCCCAAGCCGACGUCCUCGCGCCGCCAGCAGCUGCUGCGCGAGUGCCCCAUACAUGCCAACAUCGUGGCGAGGCAGAUCAAGGUCUGAUUCCAGAACAGAAGUGCCGAGAUAAGCUGUGGAAAGAGUCUUCACGGCUUGAGUCCGUGAACAGGAAGGUGUCGGCCAUGAAUAAGCUUCUUAUGGAAGAGAACGA
This is a messenger RNA of Hordeum vulgare subsp. vulgare (domesticated barley), 875 nucleotides long. RefSeq lists its product as uncharacterized. The transcript has 2 exons. NCBI's taxonomy places the organism in Eukaryota, Viridiplantae, Streptophyta, Magnoliopsida, Poales, Poaceae. The coding region runs from base 84 to 794 and encodes 236 amino acids. The record is from RefSeq and is a predicted model, not a curated record.